This is a messenger RNA of Dioszegia hungarica, 1491 nucleotides long. RefSeq names its product pyridoxal phosphate-dependent transferase. Gene Ontology annotation, molecular function: cystathionine gamma-lyase activity; pyridoxal phosphate binding. Gene Ontology annotation, cellular component: cytoplasm. Lineage: Eukaryota; Fungi; Basidiomycota; Tremellomycetes; Tremellales; Bulleribasidiaceae. The transcript has 5 exons. The record is from RefSeq and is a predicted model, not a curated record. Gene Ontology annotation, biological process: transsulfuration. The coding region runs from base 1 to 1491 and encodes 496 amino acids.
AUGACAAACAACGCAAACGAUCAGUUGCUAGUCGCGGAAGGACCCAGCCCAAACGGCCACGCUGGAGACGGCGUCCAAGACCAUCGAGAUAGCUUUGCCACACGAGCGAUCCAUGUCGGCUCGGCGCCCGAUCCUGUCACCGGCGCAAUCAUUCCUGCUCUCCACACCGCGACGACCUACAAGCAGUCUGGAGUCGGCAAGCCUAUCGGCGGUCAUGACUACUCUAGAGGAUCCAAUCCUACUCGCAACUCCCUGGAAUCUCUCUUGACAUCGCUAGAGACAUGUCCCGACUCGCGGACUUCGGUCGAUGGACACGAUGAUGCCUCAGGCGGCGAGGCGCUGGUGUUCGCAUCGGGAUCAGCGGCUACAGCAGCUAUGUCCUACUGGGCUAGUCUGCAGCGGAGCGAAGGUGGGGGCGGCGGUACGGACGGGGUCAAAGGUGGAGGGGGUCAUGUGCUUGCCGUGAAUGAUUGUUAUGGCGGUACAGCUCGUUUCCUCUCGCGAGCUAUACAGGCGACCGGCGUGGAGGUGACCUACCUAGACUUUGAGGCGGCAGGGGAGGAAGGGAUCCGAGCGGCGAUCAGGCCGGACACUAGGCUACUCUGGCUCGAAAUCCCGACCAACCCCCUACUCCUCGUUCCUCCACUCCCGCUCAUCGCCAAGAUCGUCCACUCCUUGCCCGCCGACACCCGCCCCCUCAUCGUGGUCGAUACAACCUUCCUCUCCCCAUUCUACACCACGCCUCUGGUCCCCGUCACGCCCGAUGCGCUUCCCCUGGCAGAUGUCAUCCUUACUUCGCUUUCAAAGUACUCGUCGGGCCACUCGGACAUCAUCCUUGGCUCCCUGACGCUGUCGCCCGACUUGGUCCGCUCACGCCCAUACGUCCUGCAGGGGUUACGCUUCCUCCAAAACUCCUUCGGCGGUGUUCCUUCUCCUCGAGACUGCCACCUCAUGAUCCGCAGUAUCAAGACGCUGGGCGUGCGAGCUCUCCGACACGGACUCAACGCGCUCCGGGUCGCCGACUGGCUAAGUCGACACCCAGGCGUCGAGGAUGUGCGGUACCCCGGCCUGGCGACCUCGGUAGCGUUCCAUCAGAUCGAGAGCCUGCUUUCGGCAAAUGCGCGAAAGGAGCUCCAAUAUCUCGGGUGGAGCUUCCCAUAUCAGGCUAGCAAGGGAGGCAAAGAAGGGAUGUUGGCGCAUACCCGUACGCUAGGCGUACCCUUUGGCGGGAUGAUUGCGUUCAGGCUAAAGGGGGCGGACGAGGAGACGACGGGCAAGUGGUUGACCAGCUUGCGAUUGAUCUCGCUUGCAGAGAGUCUCGGCGGGGUAGAGAGCUUGGUGGAGGCUCCUUACGGAAUGACGCAUGCGUCUUUGCCGGCAGCGACGAGGGAGAAGCUGGGCAUCACGCCGAGUCUCAUUCGUCUGUCAGUAGGAAUUGAGGAUGUGGAUGAUUUGAUUGCGGAUCUGGAGCAGGCGAUGGAGCGUAUGUAA